Molecule: messenger RNA, 1623 nt
Organism: Pseudo-nitzschia multistriata
Lineage: Eukaryota; Bacillariophyta; Bacillariophyceae; Bacillariales; Bacillariaceae
Source: the annotation of a GenBank genome assembly
ACACCCACGAAAGAAUCCAGGUACUGUACCCAUCGAUCCAAGAAUUCCAUCAAUUCCCAUCCAUUCCAUCACGUCACCCUACCGAGCAAACCCAUAGAUGCCAACGACGACCGCAAAUACGACCGCAAAGAAUUGAUACCGCAACAACCCGCAACCGGACCACCGCUGCUACGAUACGACUCCGGUUGGCAGAACAACCAUGUUCCCGUCCUUCAUAACGUCCGUCUUCUUCGGGGAGAACGCCUCCCAGCGGGGGACCCGGUCGAGCGAGCCCAUCACGGAAAAGACGACGGUCCGGGGAACCAUCCACAAGGAGGGGAUCGAGUCCUACGCCUUUUCCGGCAUGCAGGGCUGGCGGGUCACGAUGGAGGACGCCCACAUGGUGCACACGAGCAUCCCGGUCCAGGGCCGGUCGGAGCCCCUCGGGAGUGGCCACGCCCUCUUUGGCGUCAUGGACGGCCACGGGGGGGACUUCACCUCGGACUACGCGGCCAAGAACUUUCUGAGGCUCUUCUCGGUGAGCCCCCGCCUCCGCAAGUACGCGGACAUGAGCGCCUCGGACCAGUCGAGCGUCCCCGGGAUCGAGUGCCUCCGGCCGGCCCUCACCGAGACCUUUGGCCGGCUGGACGCGGAGAUCCGCAAGCAGCAGAACCUGCGGAACGAGCAGCGGUUCCUCGGCCAGCAGCAGCAGCAGCAGCAGAAGGAGGCGGCCCCGCUUUCCUCCGGGCAUUCCCGGGUCCGCUACGAGCGGUCGGGAUCCACCUGCUGCGUGGUCCUGGUCACGCCCUCCCACAUUCUCUGCGCCAACGCCGGGGACUCCCGGGCCAUCCUCCGGCGGGCCGGAAGGGUCCUCCCCCUCAGCUUCGACCACAAGCCAAACAACGCCCCCGAGCUGGAGCGCAUCCACAACGCCGGCGGCUUUGUGAGGUGCAAGCGCGUCGACGGAGACCUGGCGGUCAGCCGGGGCCUCGGGGACUUUACCUACAAGGGGAACGAGAUGCUCCCCGUGGACCAGCAAAAGGUCAUUCCCAACCCCGAGUUUGUCUGCUACCCGAGGAGCAAGAACGACGAGUUCAUGGUCCUGGCGUGCGACGGCAUAUGGGACGUGGCCAACAACGAGCAGUGCGGGUCCUUCGUCCAGAGCCUGCUGGACGAGGGGGAGCCGGACCUCGGCCUGAUCUGCGAGGAGGCCAUCGACACCUGCCUGGACAAGAACAGCCGGGACAACAUGACGAUCGGCCUGGUCUCCUUUGGGGGCUGCAAGCUGCAAAGGGGCGGCCUGGGCCUCAACAACGCCAUAUGGCAGCGCCGGACGGCCCGGCAGGCCCGGUCGCUCCAGCAGACGGCCAAGAAGGCGGCGACAAGGGCGGCGAGCAACGUGGGGCUCAUCGUGGAGACCGCGGCGGCCUCCCCCUCGUCGCCCGCCGCCCACCUGGCGCGCUGUUCCUGAACCGAGCGGGGGGCGGGCUCCCGGGCGCACCCGGCGGUGGGUCCCGGACGCACCAAAGGGUUUCGCGGUCUGGAAUCGAACCGAACCGAAUCGAAUCGGAUGGAACGGAAUGGAACGGAACAAUGAACCAAUUCAUGGCUUCCCUGUUGCACAAAGAAACUAUCACAUAAUGC